This is a messenger RNA of Anolis sagrei ordinatus, 1022 nucleotides long. The record is from RefSeq and is a predicted model, not a curated record. Lineage: Eukaryota; Metazoa; Chordata; Lepidosauria; Squamata; Anolidae.
GCCUUCUUUUCGUCCUAACAGAGGAAAACCCUCAAUGAAACCUGCUUUAUGGUGCGGGAGCCAGCCCUCGAACUCAUUACCUACUUAAAACACACCAACUUUUCUCAUCCAGCCAUCCGAUAUGUCAUCUAUGGUGAGAAGUCCACGGGGAAGACCAUGACCCUUUGCCAUGUCAUCCAUUACUGUGCAAGGCAGAACUGGCUCAUCCUACACAUUCCAGAUGCUCACUUGUGGGUAAAGAAUUGUAAACAACUGCUGCCUUCUACUUAUAACAACGAGCGCUUUGACCAACCUCUGGAAGCCUCAACCUGGCUGAAGAAUUUCAAAAACACCAAUGAGCGUUUCUUGAAAGAGAUCAAAACACAACAAAGCUAUGUGUGGAGCAAGCGAGAGAGCACCGCGGAAGGCAGCCCCCUGGGAGCAGUGGUAGAGCAGGGUUUGACUCGAGUGAAGAAUGCCAGCGAUGCCGUCGGGGUGAUCAUGAAAGAGCUGAAGCGGCAAUGCCCUCAAGGGCCUUUCCGCCUUUUAGUGGCCGUGGAUGGAGUCAAUUCUCUUUGGGGGCAGACGACGCUGAAGAAACAGGACAAGAGCGAAGUAGUCGUAGAGGAAUUGACGCUGGUCCACAACUUGAGGAAGAUGCUGGCCAAUGACUGGACUGGAGGAGCCAUUGUGACCACCCUCAGCCAAACAGGCUCUAUCUUGAAGCCCCGCAAGGCGUACUUACCUCACGAAUUACUAGGAAAGAAGGGUUUCGAUGCCCUGGAUCCCUUCGUCCCGAUUCAGGUCCACAACUACACAGACCGGGAAUUUGAGAGCUGCUACCAGUACUACUUGGAACAGAAGUGGCUUCAGCAUGAAAAAGCAAGUACCAACGAAGGCCGGAUGGAGCUCCGUUUCCUCACUGGAUGCAAUCCUGGACAGUUUGACCGGAUCAGCUCUCACUUGUGAUUUUGUGCCCUAUUUCAUCAUGACUGCAAAACACAAACGGAUUUCUCCCAAUUAAAGACAACAUCACCACUUUA